Molecule: messenger RNA, 2201 nt
Organism: Amphibalanus amphitrite
Lineage: Eukaryota; Metazoa; Arthropoda; Thecostraca; Balanomorpha; Balanidae
Product: protein pellino-like
Exons: 10
Coding region: 221-1537 (438 amino acids)
Biological process (GO): regulation of Toll signaling pathway; protein polyubiquitination
Molecular function (GO): protein binding; ubiquitin protein ligase activity
Source: RefSeq, a predicted model, not a curated record
AUUGAAAAGACUGGCGACGGCUCAACCAGCUGAAAGCGUAGAUGCUGUGCAAUGCCCGGAGAGUGUGAGGUUUGGGGUUGUGAGGUAAUAGAGUCAGUGAUUGCCAACGGCUAAAAUCAAUUUUGUGUUAUUAAUCGGUGCCGAAUCCAUAUUAUCCAUUAUACCCUGCACAAGGGGACAGUCGCUGGACCGGCAGUGACCCCUAUGUAUCCGACACUGUAUGGACGUCGGCAUGCCAGAACACGGUCCGGACACUGAGCCGCCCGAGGGCGUCCCGUCGGGCCCGGCGCAGGAUCAGGUGGUCACCCCGCGGCCGCCGGCCGGCCACCGCUACGGCGAGCUCGUCAUACUCGGGUACAAUGGCAUCGUGGCUCAUGGCGACAAGGACCGUCGGCCGUCCAAGUUCCUGCUGCAUAAGCGGGUGGCCGCCAAUGGAGUCAAGCCGGCCCGCUACUACGAGGUCAAGCAGCCACAGAUGUCCCAGGCCGUGCGGGACCGGUGUCAGCACAGCGUCUCGUACACACUCUCCAGGCACAAGGCCAUCAUCGUCGAGUACGCGCCCGAUCCGGACACCGACCUGUUUCAGGUGGGCCGGUCGUCCGAGUCGCCGAUCGACUUUGUCGUGCUGGACACCAUCCCGGGCGUGAAGGCGGAGGACACGCGCGACAGCAAGGUGGUCCACAGCACCAUCAGCAGGUUCGCCUGCCGGCUGCUCGUCAACCGAGCCACCAUGCGCGCCAACGUAUACGCCGCCGGGUUCGACUCGUCGCGAAAUAUCUUCCUCGGGGAGAAGGCGACCAAGUGGGAGACGGACGGCAUCAUCGACGGCCUCACCACCAACGGCAUCCUGCUGAUGCACCCGCAGGGCGCGUUCUGCGGCGGCCGCGGCCGGCCCGGCGCCUGGAUGGAGGUCUCGGUCGGCGGCGGCAUGUACGGCCUGCGCGCCACCCGCUCCGCCGCGCAGAAGGGGCUCAAGAUGGAGGACCAGACGAGCGAGCUGCAGGACGGCACGCUGGUGGACCUGUGCGGCGCCACGCUGCUGUGGCGCUCGGCCGAGGGUCUCAGUCGGUCACCGACCAAACACGACCUGGAGCGGAUGGUGGAUCAGCUCAACGCCGGCCGACCGCAGUGUCCGGUGGGUCUGAACACGCUGGUGAUCCCGCGCAAGUCGGCGGCGCCCGCCACGGGUGACGGUGAUCCGUGGGUGUACCUCAACUGUGGCCACGUGCAGGGCCGCCACCAGUGGGGCCACGAGCACGGCACCGACUCACUCACCUGCCCAAUGUGCUUCAAGACGGGCUCCGUGGUGCGCCUCUGUAUGGGCAUGGAGCCGUGCUUCCAUGUGGACUGCGAGCGGCCGACCCACGCGUUCAGUCCGUGCGGCCACAUGGCCUCGGAGGCCACCGUGCGCUACUGGUCGGCCGUCAUGAUCCCGCACGGCACCAAUGGCUUUCACUCCAUGUGCCCGUUCUGCGCCACGCCGCUGAGCGCCGUCACGCCGCACGUGCGCCUCAUCUUCCAGGACAACCUGGACUGAGCGGCGGCCGGCGGCGGCCACCCACAGCAGGACUUCUUGCCAGCGCCAGCCGACCGAGAGGGGUGAGCGCGGCGAGCACCACAUGUGCCUGCGGCCGGCGCGCUGUGAGCGGGCCGCCGCGGCAGGACGGCCGGCGCGCGCGCCGCAGACUAUUUUUAGAUGACCAUUGGCGUGGUGCGAUCGCCCCGCGACUGGGGCGGUGUGUGAUGAGCGCUCCGCUCCGGCCGGAUCGGCCGAGAGCGGCAUGUGCGGCGCCCAGCGCCCUGCAGUUCGUGGCCAGUGGCCGGCGGCCGGAGAGAGACGGGUGAGGCGCCGGCCGGCCGGCCCAGCCACCCAGAGGCUGCGGCCUCUCCCCGGCCCACCCACCGUGCGACCGCGGUGCACGGUACCAGUGAGCACCUCAGACUGUGUGUGUGAGUGUGUGCUGUUCAUACGCUCCUAAGCUCGUGUGUAUGUGUGUGUAUUCGUGCGUGUGUGGCGGUGUGAGUCGCGCCCGGCUGGCGGGGCCUCAGCCGGCCGCUCGGAGCCGUCACCAGAACGGGGCGGACCGGGGACGGCGGCCGGGCCGCGCGACUCCCAGACAAUGAGCCGCGCUAAACGAGCGGCAUUUAUCUGUACAUGCUGAUGCGAAUAAACUGAAAACUGACUCAGCUCGGUUCAUGAA